AUGUAUCACGAAAUUAAUAAUCAAAAUGUAUCGUUUUUGAUUCGCAAUGCGGACUUUUUUGAUUCACCAAAUCGUUGUCCUUCAGGAAAUAAUAAUCCUGAUAGUACAGUAAAUAUACCUUUCGGUCGAAUUGUAAAGUGGUAUCUUAAUAAUAUACCUAUGCUUAAAGUGUGCUGGCUAAAACAUUCAGAGUCGGAAAAUAACUCCACAGAUUGUAAAAGAAUUAAACAUGCUACAGAUGCUAUUGACUUUAUAGAAUGGAAAACUAAGCAAGGAACUGAAUAA
Funneliformis geosporum is the source of this 285-nucleotide messenger RNA. The record is from the annotation of a GenBank genome assembly. NCBI's taxonomy places the organism in Eukaryota, Fungi, Glomeromycota, Glomeromycetes, Glomerales, Glomeraceae.